AUGGUGAGUCUGAUCUCUAUCAUAUAUUCUCUGUCGGUGUUAGGUCUCACAGUCAGGGUCCAGACAAACCAAGUCCAGAGUGACCCCGGUGCUAGUGCCCUCUUCGCUGGAGCUGACGGCCGCAAGCCCGUCGGUGGACAUGUUCUUGCACACGCUUCUACUACUCGUGUGCUCCUUCGGAAAGGUCGUGGCGAUGAGCGAGUUGCGAAGAUUCAGGAUUCUCCAGACUGCCCGGAACGUGAAGCAAUCUAUAUCAUUACCAAUGGUGGUAUCAAUGAUCCUGAUAAGGUUUGA
Molecule: messenger RNA, 294 nt
Organism: Penicillium paradoxum
Lineage: Eukaryota; Fungi; Ascomycota; Eurotiomycetes; Eurotiales; Aspergillaceae
Exons: 2
Coding region: 1-294 (97 amino acids)
Biological process (GO): DNA strand invasion; chromosome organization involved in meiotic cell cycle; DNA recombinase assembly
Cellular component (GO): condensed nuclear chromosome
Molecular function (GO): double-stranded DNA binding; ATP binding; ATP-dependent activity, acting on DNA
Source: RefSeq, a predicted model, not a curated record